Drosophila pseudoobscura is the source of this 676-nucleotide messenger RNA. RefSeq names its product C-type lectin 37Da-like. The transcript is spliced from 2 exons. NCBI's taxonomy places the organism in Eukaryota, Metazoa, Arthropoda, Insecta, Diptera, Drosophilidae. Gene Ontology annotation, molecular function: signaling receptor activity. Bases 18 to 572 code for a protein of 184 amino acids. The record is from RefSeq and is a predicted model, not a curated record.
AUCACAGUCUUGUCGAAAUGUUUCUGAGAUACACUGGAGUCUUAGCCUUCGCCUGCUUUGGCUUGCUUUCCCUGUCGGGGGCUUAUAAAAUAACACCAUAUGUCAUGGACGGAGUGCCUGGAUUCCUCAACGUAACUACUUCCCCAUUCGUUAAGAUUGGUGAUGGUUACUACUACAUAGAGACAAAGAUGGAAAAGAACUGGUACGACGCUUAUGAAUCUUGCCGCCGAAUGGGCGCGGACUUGAUCUCAUUCGAUAGCAUCGAAAAAUGGAAGUUGAUCAAUCAGUAUCUCAUAAAUACGAACAUUCAGGCUAGAUACUACACUUCAGGCACCGACCUGCAUUUGGAGGGCAAGCACGUCUGGUUCGCUAAUGGCCAACCUAUAGCCCUAGAUAUUUGGUAUGCGAAUAACCCAAAUAAUGAUGGAAAUAUUGAACACUGUGAUGAGCUUGGCUAUAAAGAAGAGAACAGAUCCGAGACACCUGGAUUGAAUGAUGUGCGCUGUGAUUUUCCUCUACGGUAUAUUUGUGAGGCACCCAAGCCAAAGACAGCAUCGUUUAUUGUGUGGUAAAUUAUGCGAAAAAUAGAUUACUUUGAAGGAUUUUUAUAUUCGAAAAUAAUUUAAAUAAUUAACGUAAUAAUUGGAAUUAAAUACCGAAAAAAUACCAGAAAACA